This is a messenger RNA of Mycena citricolor, 1658 nucleotides long. Lineage: Eukaryota; Fungi; Basidiomycota; Agaricomycetes; Agaricales; Mycenaceae. The record is from the annotation of a GenBank genome assembly.
CGAAGGCCGGCUGAGCCUGCGUGAGAUGGGUGAGGGUGGUCGUGCGGAUACGACCAUAUGUCUUGAUACGACGCUGUUAUGGAUCAGAGACGAGCGCAACCCGACUUGCCCGUCGUCUCUGCAGUUCUCACUAAAGCUUCCUGCGACGUUCGGACUAAGCGGUCAAACUUUCCCUCUUCCACCCUCACACUCAAUCAAACUCAAGGGUCUACCCGGCUUCUAUGCCGACAUCGAGUAUUCGGUUAGCGCCGUCAUCAACAAACCCCGUGCACUGCCGAAUAUUGUUCCGCUUGUAAAGUCCAAGAAACUGGGCAUCAAUAUUGGCAACACGACGGUGUCGACACCGUUCAUCUACUAUCCGCGAACACGCCCCGGCGUCGCGCUUCCGUCACCUAUGCAGCACGUUGCUACCGGAUUCAUCGAGGCACCCGGCUGGAAAGUUUACAAUUACAUGGUGAAGGCUAACAAUCGUACGGGAGCUCAAAACAUCAACGUCAAGUUGUAUCUUCCAGGUAAUUACUUGCCUUUGCCACCCACCGCGUCCCAGCCUAGAACUCGAUUUCAGCAUCCCGCAUCUUCUGUUCGACUCAGACCAUUCCAUUCUACGCGACAUUCGAAGCUGGGAAUGCGUUCUCGCUUGCCACGUUCCUCCCGUAUGCGCCAGUGGCCGGCAGGACGGGAGCUACGACCAGGCUCCAAAUGAUGCGGCAGUCCACAGUCGAUGUCCGUGCGACGAAUACCGGGCGUUCCAUGACUGAGAUCUGGCGCGUGGACCAGAUCGGGGAAGGUGUCUUUGAGCACAUCAGUGACGGCCCGACAUGGAUGUCUUUCUCUGGCACACUCGAGCUCGAUCCAGUCAAAGUGACGGGCUUCAACAUCGGCCGGCUGUCUGUCGUGGUAUGUGAUGCUGCCAGUUCAUUUGACAUACAUAUUUAUGACGUGAAGGACUGCUUGCUGUUCACCGUCACACCGCCCGAUGUGACGAAAGCGGCGUUCGUGGGCAUCCGCCACAUGAUCCCUGUCCGUCUGACCACCGACCCAUGGUCAGAGGAUGGACGAGGAAUGGCAGCGCGGGACAAUUUCUCAGUUCCCUCAUCACCCGAUGACGACUCGAAAAGCUUUCAUGCGUUGUAACCUCUAUUUGUAUGUAUCAGUACACGAUUAGUGUUGAAUUAGUACCAAAUGCUCCGAGUCCUGUGGAUAGGAACCAUCUCCUGCGUCGUCUCCAGCCCUUCGAUGUGUUCUUCGCCGCGUUCGAUCUUCUUCGCAAGAUCCCACAAAUAAAAGUCGAUCAGCACACUGCUAACUUCAUCUCUUGCUAGCGAAGUCAUCUCAGCCCGCACUCGCUCAACUGCAACGAUGCUCGCUGCUCGCAAGCUCAACUCCUCGGCACAACCCGGAGCAAGAAUGGCCCCGGUGUUCAAUAGCUCGACAAGCGCCGGCGGAUAGGACAAUAUCUUCAGGUGAUGCAGGAUUUGUGGCACACGAUAAUCCGCAAACAUGGUCAACUUGUGGAUGGCCGGACCGACACAUCCCGGGAAAAGCGGAUGUGGAGUGUUUGACGCAGGAUAGAAUGCGGCCCAGAUCUCUGCCACCAGAAUCUGAGCACGUUUCCAUAAACAGACUGACAAGGUUCCCUUUAGCGAUGUCACCGAAAC